Messenger RNA from Trichoderma atroviride IMI 206040, 2170 nucleotides. RefSeq lists its product as uncharacterized. The record is from RefSeq and is a predicted model, not a curated record. NCBI's taxonomy places the organism in Eukaryota, Fungi, Ascomycota, Sordariomycetes, Hypocreales, Hypocreaceae. Gene Ontology annotation, molecular function: oxidoreductase activity, acting on paired donors, with incorporation or reduction of molecular oxygen; monooxygenase activity.
CUGUAAAUUAGUCCACCUAGACAACCCCAAAAAUAGCAAAAUGUCUGAUAAGCAACUGCAUCUAUUCGCAUUCAUGCGGCCCGUCAGUCUUCACACUGGCGCAUGGCGCUACCCAGGAGCAUACGCAGACGCAAACUUCAACAUAUCCCACCUCAGAUCCUUUAUCCAAAAGCUAGAAGCCGCCAAAUUCGACGCCUUCUUCAUGGCUGACCACCUCGCCGUCCUAAACAUGCCCAUAGAGGCUCUCCGACGCAGCCAGACCGUCACCUCCUUUGAACCCUUUACGCUGCUGGCAUCUCUCUCGGCAGUCACAGACAAGAUUGGUCUCGCCGCCACUGCGUCCACAACAUACGACGAGCCCUACCACGUUGCGCGGCGUUUCGCCUCUCUCGACCAUCUCAGCGGCGGUCGUGCGGCCUGGAACAUUGUCACCACGUCCAACCCCGACGCCGCCAAGAACUUUGGCCGAGACGAGCACAUGGACCACUCAGACCGGUAUAAGCGCGCCAAGGAGUUUUACGACGUCGUGACCGGGCUAUGGGAUAGUUUUGCAGACGACGCCUUCAUCCGGAACCAGGAGACUGGCAUAUUCCUGGACCCGGAGAAGAUUCACACUCUCAACCACGUGGGCGACGAGCUCAAGAUCAAGGGCCCGUUGAAUAUUGCCCGGCCUGUCCAGGGAUGGCCUGUGAUUGUGCAAGCCGGACAGUCUGAGCCGGGGCGACAGUUGGCCGGCGAAACAGCCGAAGCAGUCUUUGCCGCACCAGGCAACAUCGAAGCAGCAAAGUCGGUAUACGCAGACAUCAAGAGCCGUGCAGUCGCCGCCGGUAGAAAGCGGGAGCACAUCAACAUUCUCCCAGCCGCCAUGGUAAUCAUUGGCGAUACCGUCCAAGAAGCCAAAGAGAAGCGACUCAAGCUCGACAGCCUCGUCAACUAUGAGAGCGCCAUUGCCAGCCUGUCCAUUGCCCUCGGAACGGAUGCUUCCAAGUUCGACCCAGACGCGCCUCUGCCCGCUGACCUAGGCGACAACAACGCCAGCAAAACAGGCCGAGACAACGUCGUGAGGGUGGCGCAGGAGGAAGGACUGACUGUGCGGCAACUGGCCCAGCGGUUUGGAGGAUACGGCGGCUUGGCCUUUGUAGGCACGCCGGAGAGCGUUGCCGACGAGUGGGAGAAGUGGCUCAAGGAAGAGGCGUCUGACGGCUUCGUCGUGACGUUUCCGUUUCUGCCGCAGGGAAUCGACGAUGUGGUGGAGAAACUGGUGCCGGAGCUGCAGCGCCGGGGCAUCUUCCGGAAGGAGUAUCAAGGGAAUACUCUGCGUGAGCAUCUGGGGUUGCCGAGGCCGGAGAAUAGGUUCUUUCCUGCGAAUGCUUAAUCAUUCAUGUAUUGAUGGCAUGUAAGAUAGUAUUGCAAACACGUCCAUGUAUUAUUGCUUAGCUACUCAAAAUACUAGACUAGUAUGGACUGACGAAGCUGGAUAUAUACAACGCUUCCCAUCAAUCUGUCAUUCAUACGCAUUAAGUCAUUUCAUCAUGCUGCAAGUCUAUGCCUUGGGCAAGACCCAGCUGGUCACAGACAGCGCCGGCACACGCGCAUUCCACGUCUGGCUCUCAGACUCGGUGCCCACCUGGACCCAAAUGUCCUUGUUGUAGCGGUUCUGGAUGACAACCGUGCGGGUGCCGUCCGGGUUCAGCGUGCCCACGGCCUCCAUGCCCGUGUUGUCGUCAAACAGGUAGCUGCCCGUGCCGUCAACGACGACGGCGCCCUUGGGGAUGUACUUGCUGAACUGGCCCAUCAUGUAGUAGUCAAUCUCCUUCUUGUAGCUGCUGCCGUCCGGGCUGACGGUGACGAGCCCCGUGCACUGGUGGCAGUUGCCGCCGCCGGAGAGGGCCGGGCCGCCGCCGGUGUAGGAGCCGAGCGUCCAGGCAAUGACGCCGUUGGCCCAGUUCUGCAGCGGGAACAUGUUGAAGCUGGAGCUGUGGAUCCAGUCCGUGGUGCCGACGGCGGUCCAGCACUCGGUCAUGUACUGCUCCUUGCCGGGGAACUCGUUGUGGAACUGCGUCAGGGGCGUCCAGUUGCUGGGGUUGUUGCCGGCGUAGCAGUGCCACGCGGCGGCCUGGACGUACUGGCUGGCCAUGUUCAUGACGGUCUGGGGGUAGGAGUAGACGUC